Acipenser ruthenus (sterlet) is the source of this 1198-nucleotide messenger RNA. Its product is annotated as spermatogenesis-associated protein 1-like. The transcript is spliced from 7 exons. Bases 272 to 865 code for a protein of 197 amino acids. NCBI's taxonomy places the organism in Eukaryota, Metazoa, Chordata, Actinopteri, Acipenseriformes, Acipenseridae. The record is from RefSeq and is a predicted model, not a curated record.
ACCCUCCGUCCCAAAUAAGCAGACAAGAAAUCAGAAGAGCUUUAAGGAUACACGGGUAUUGAGGAACAAUACAAGGGAUUCUGGGGUCCCUGAGUCGCUGGAGGACACUGAGUACUUACAGAGCCAAAGCAUCAACAGGAAAAUUGAGGAAUCGGCACCUUUGACACACAAUAACAAGAAACGAAUAAGUGAGUUACAGGUCAAAGAAAAUCCACUGCUAUUGCCCACUCCAGCUCGAUAUGCCCCGCCCCCUACUCCACCUCUCCUGGCCAUGACUUCACACAAGCCUGAGGUCCCAGUAUUUCUAACAGAUAGAGAUCAACUAAUUGAACAAAUGAAGUUAGCAAAGCAAGAAAGAAAACAACUUGAAAAGGCAAGACGGGAGCUGGUGAAAAAAGCCAAAGGACUGUUAGCACAAAACCACCAGAAGAGAAAGCAAGCACGGGAUGCCUGGAAAAAGAGGUAUUUCGAGACCAAGAAGGCAACGGCUCCCCUGGAGGACACACUGAAAACACUCCGACAGGAACUGGAAACCUAUUACCAGAAGCUCCUUCAGCAGCUGCAGGCUAGGGAUGGGAGAAAGAAGCAUAAACACCCCAUGAACGCUUCAAACUCCAAGAAUGGCCUUGUUAUUCAAAUUACGACAGAGCAGCGUGAGAUCGAUAAGCUGAAAAGAAAAGUUGACGAUGCUAAAAUGAAGCUUGUGACGGAACUUAAGCUCAGAAAACAAGCAGCCACAGAACUGCGAGCCCUCCGAGCAGAGCUGACCCAAAAGAAAGCAGAGUCUUCCUUAGCCAGUCCGCACCAGGGGUCUGCCCUACAGAACCUCCGAUACCAGGCAGGGCCACAGCGCACCCCAGCCUGAACACUUACUGACUAUUAUAAUUCAAAUCACUACAUUUAAAGAUCAAGUUACUUGUUAAAUUAUUCUUUGUCAAAUACAAAUACAUCGCUUGUUCAUAAUUUCCACAUUUUUAGUAUUAGGUUAAAAUAUUUUAUAGAUUGUAGUGGAUCCAAAAUGUUAACAUUUUGACUGCUUUUUAAUGUUUUUUUUUUUUUUUUUUAUUGUAAAUGUGAGGGAUCUAAAAAUAUCUAUUGUGCAAAUGCAUGGCCCUAGGAAGCAUGGGUAUCUGUAAGUAUGAUGUUCAUGAAAAGAACAAUGGAAAUAAGGUAAAAAUAAAAAUCACUCAAUUUGAAA